Messenger RNA from Callorhinchus milii (elephant shark), 569 nucleotides. RefSeq names its product presequence translocase associated motor 16 (gene pam16). The record is from RefSeq and is a predicted model, not a curated record. The transcript is spliced from 5 exons. Gene Ontology annotation, cellular component: TIM23 mitochondrial import inner membrane translocase complex. The coding region runs from base 114 to 497 and encodes 127 amino acids. Lineage: Eukaryota; Metazoa; Chordata; Chondrichthyes; Chimaeriformes; Callorhinchidae. Gene Ontology annotation, biological process: protein import into mitochondrial matrix.
GAAGGGGAGAGAGAGGGGGAGGGAGGAGCCCGGGAGCCCGGGGCCGGGCCCGGUAGAGAGGGAGGGAAGGAAACCGGUUCGGGGAGAGAGACGAGAGGUCCCCGGAGCGUGACAUGGCCAAAUACCUGGCUCAGAUAAUUGUCGUGGGUGCCCAGGUUGUGGGAAGAGCAUUUGCUCGGGCUCUGAGGCAAGAAUAUGCUGCAAGUAAAGCUGCAGCUGAAGCCCGUGGACGAGCAGGCAGACAGUCCGCUGCAGCCUCCAGCAUUUCCGGAAUGACAUUGCAAGAAGCACAGCAGAUCUUAAAUGUCGCACAGAUGAAACAAGAGGAGAUUCAGAAGAACUACGACCAUUUAUUCAAAGUGAAUGACAAAUCAGUGGGUGGAUCAUUUUAUCUACAGUCAAAGGUUGUGCGUGCAAAGGAGAGACUGGAUGAGGAGCUGAAGAUUGAAGAAACAAACGCAUCGCAACAAAAGCAAAGCAAAGAGGCUGAGACAUGACACAUUACACCUGUUCACUCACCGUAGGACUAUAUUAUAAAUGUAUAAAAUUAAACAUAGAAAUUAAGAGGC